This is a messenger RNA of Aspergillus alliaceus, 1086 nucleotides long. RefSeq names its product putative IgE-binding protein. Lineage: Eukaryota; Fungi; Ascomycota; Eurotiomycetes; Eurotiales; Aspergillaceae. The transcript is spliced from 2 exons. The record is from RefSeq and is a predicted model, not a curated record. Bases 281 to 883 code for a protein of 200 amino acids.
UGCUGUUAAGCGCAGUCAACCGGACGGCAAAUUCCUGUCCGAAGUGGGUAUUGUCUCAGUUAGAUCAGUGAACACAUGCGAGAAAAAUUCCAGCAGUCAAUCACAAUCAAAAGCAAUGCUACAUUGACGGGCAAAAGACGGAAUUUUCUAGAUCACCGAGUCCCGUAUAAAUAAACCCUGUCCAUUCCCCUGAAUCCUGCCCUUCCGCAACCUGUAUAACAUCCUAUCAUUAAGAUUCAAUUAUUUCGGAUUUCAACCAAAACAAGUCCAUUCAUUCACAAUGAAGUUCCUCGCUAUCUCUUCUCUCGUCGCAGCAGUUUCUGCUCUGCCCUCCGUGCCUGCCCCUAAGGCUCACAACGACCCCAAUGCCUUCGGUGUCGUCGCCGCUCGUUCCGCCUCCCCGAUUCACUUCCUCACUCUGAACGCUGCUGGCUCCCACUUCUACCUCGGCGGCAAGGCCUCGACCUACUGCCCGGAGAACGUCCAGAAGCUGGGUGCCUGCCCCCCGGGCAAGGAGACCGUCCUUCUCGGCGAUAAGUACCUCGAUGUCACCGUCCCCGGCGGCCAAUCCAUCUACGUCGACCCCAAGGGCGCCCUUUCCUUCACCGUGCCUCACUCCGGCUACACCCCUCCCGGCUCUUCCACGGACGGCUUCUCCUACAAGCCCGGCAAGAACGGCGCUCUCGGCAGCUGGAGCUACAAGCAGGGCCUGAUGGCCUGCCCCACCACCAACAGCACCAUCGUGCCGGGCAACCCCAAGUGGCAGGUGUUCGCCGCCACUCAGAAUGCUACUGUGCCCACCGGUAACGUGAGGGACUGCCUCGGAUUCUCGGCCAUUGCUGCGCCUUACAACGGCACCGCCGCCGCCUGGGAGUACAUCUAAGCUCACUUCUGUGAUUCUUUCGCGGAUAAAUGUCCAAAGACUGGUGUAUAUAAACGGAAGCCCUACGUACAGCACAGAGGCUAAGGAUGUGAAUAUGGAAGGAGGCCAUGUCAAAUAACUUAAUUGAGUCGAGGUUUUUAUGUAUUAUACGCCUACUUAUUUUCAUUCAAUAUGAGCGAAACCGGGCGAGAGCUACGCAUGUC